AUGGACAGGAUAACGCCUUUGCGGGUUGGGGUUUCUGUGCUCGCCGUCUUGGUCUCGGUGCUGUUGUUCCUCUGGCGAGCUGUGGGAACGGAGCGGUCAUCGCCGGUUCCUUAUGCCGUCGCGCCCCCCAAGCCGCCAUCGCCCGAGACGACGGUCGAGCACACGUCGGUCAAGCUGCCCGGCUCGUCAGCCGUGCAGUGCUACGCCCCCUGCACCGGCCGGUUCCUCGGCCUCGUCAACCCGUCGUCGCCGGCCGCCAUCGACCGCAGCGUCGCGGCCGCGGCCGCCGCGCAGGGCAAGUGGGCGACGACGACGUUUGCGCAGCGCAGGGCCGUCCUGCGCACCCUGAUGCGGCACGUCCUCGACGCCGCCGACGACAUCUGUCGCGUCGCGGCGCUGGAUAGUGGCAAGACGUUGGUCGAUGCCCAGCUGGGCGAGAUCCUCGUGACGGUGGAGAGGAUCCAGUGGACGCUGGCGCAUGGCGAGGAGGCGCUGAGGCCCGAGUCGAGGCCGACGAACCUGCUCAUGGCCUACAAGCGCAACACGGUGCGCUACGAGCCCCUGGGCGUCGUCGCCGCCCUCGUCAGCUGGAACUACCCCUUCCACAACAUGAUGGGCCCCAUCGUCAGCUCCCUCUUUGCCGGCAACGCCGUCGUCGUCAAGGUCUCGGAGCAGACGGCCUGGUCGAGCGCCUACUUUGCCGCCAUCGCGCGCGGCGCCCUCGCCGCCCACGGCCACGACCCGCAUCUGGUCCAGACGCUCGUGUGCUGGCCGCAGACGGCCGCCCACCUGACGUCGCACCCGGCCAUCGCCCACGUCACCUUCAUCGGCUCCCAGGCCGUCGCGCGCCACGUCGCCGCCAGCGCCGCGAGGAGCCUCACCCCCGUCGUCGCCGAGCUCGGCGGCAAGGACCCCUUUGUCAUCCUCGACUCGGCCGCGCCCGACCUGCCGCGCAUCGUCGAGGUCAUCCUGCGCGGCACUUUUCAAGCCGCCGGCCAGAACUGCAUCGGCAUCGAGCGCGUCAUUGCCGCCGGUGCCCUCUACGACGACCUCGUCUCCGUGCUCGAGCCCCGCGUCAGGGCCCUGCGCCUUGGCCCAGACGCCGACGUCGGCGCCCUCAUCUCCGACGCCUCCUUCGACCGCCUCGAAGAGCUCAUCGCCGAGGCCGUCUCCCGCGGCGCCCGCCUCCUCGUCGGCGGCCGCCGCCACACACACCCCGACUACCCGCGGGGCCACUACUUCUCCCCCACCCUCCUCGUCGACGUGACGCCCGCCAUGCUCAUCGCCCAGCACGAAUGCUUCGCCCCCAUCCUCACUCUCAUGCGCGCCCCCUCCUCGUCAGCACCCGACAUGCUCGCCGUCGCAAACGCCCCCUCCUUCGGCCUCGGCGCCUCCGUCUUCGGCUCCGAGCGCGACCCCGCCAUGCCCCGCCUCGUCGCAGGCCUCAAGGCCGGCAUGGUCGCCGUCAAUGACUUCGCCGCCUACUACGCCGUCCAGCUCCCCUUUGGUGGCGUCGCCGGCUCGGGCUACGGCCGCUUCGCCGGCCGCGAGGGCCUCCGCGGUCUCUGCAAUAUCAAGAGCGUCUGCGAGGACCGCCUCGCCUGGCUCGGCAUCCGCACCUCCAUCCCCCCGCCCGUCCGCUAUCCCGUCCCCAGCCAACAGAAGGGCUGGGCCUUCGCCUACGGCGUCGUCGAGGUCGGCUACGGCGGGCCCGUUAGGAAGCUCAAGGGCCUGAUGCGCAUGAUAAACAACAUGUAG
Hirsutella rhossiliensis is the source of this 1758-nucleotide messenger RNA. Its product is annotated as aldehyde dehydrogenase family domain-containing protein. Gene Ontology annotation, molecular function: aldehyde dehydrogenase (NAD+) activity. The transcript has a single exon. NCBI's taxonomy places the organism in Eukaryota, Fungi, Ascomycota, Sordariomycetes, Hypocreales, Ophiocordycipitaceae. The record is from RefSeq and is a predicted model, not a curated record. Bases 1 to 1758 code for a protein of 585 amino acids.